Messenger RNA from Mizuhopecten yessoensis (Yesso scallop), 1973 nucleotides. RefSeq names its product carbohydrate sulfotransferase 4-like. The record is from RefSeq and is a predicted model, not a curated record. Gene Ontology annotation, molecular function: N-acetylglucosamine 6-O-sulfotransferase activity. NCBI's taxonomy places the organism in Eukaryota, Metazoa, Mollusca, Bivalvia, Pectinida, Pectinidae. The coding region runs from base 771 to 1865 and encodes 364 amino acids. The transcript has 5 exons. Gene Ontology annotation, biological process: N-acetylglucosamine metabolic process; sulfur compound metabolic process.
UAUCCAUUUGUUAUUUUCCUCUGUCAAAGGAGAAAACAAGAUAUCCGUUUGUUGUUUUCGUCUGUCAAGGAAGACAACAAUAUAUCCAUUUGUUAUUUUCGUCUGUCAAAGGAGAAAACAAGAUACCCGUUUGUUAUUUUCGUCUGUCAAAGGCGACAACAAUAUAUCCAUUUGUUAUUUUCAUCUGUCAAAGGAGAAUACAAGCUAUUCGUUUGUUGGUUUUGUCUGUCAAAGGAGAAUACAAUAUAUCUGUUUGUUGUUUUCGUUUGUCAAAGGAGAAUACAAGAUAUUCUUUUGUUGGUUUUGUCUGUCAAAGGAGAAUACAAGAUAUUCUUUUGUUGCUUUCCUCUCUCAGAGGAGACUACAGGAUACAUGUAUAACACACUCCAAUAUUGCUGAUGGUCGUUUAUCAUUGAACAUUAUAAGAUAUCAAGGUGGUGGUUCUCGUCUAUUAAAAGUGAUUGCAAACGAUCCGAUCGUUCUGUUCUGUGACAGUUAAAUUCAAUAAAAGUGAUUGUUCUCGUCUGAUGUUGUCUGUGAUUGGACACAACCGGAUAAGUGAUCGCCAUCGUCUACAUACAAAAGAGACAAUGUAUCUGCUGAUUCUCAUAUGCCAUCAAAGAAUAAAAUAAAUAAGAUAAUUCUCCUAUUUUAUAAGAGACUGCAAGGUAUCUUAUCGGCUGUGUUUGUCUAUUUAGUCGUCUGUCAUAAACAUCUGACAGUCUGUCUAUGUAGAAGAUAGGAGGCUACUGAGGAUGUAAGCACCAGCGAUGACAAUCUCCAUGGUGAAAUGCAACUGGCUUAAGGUCAUAGCAAUCGGAGGAACACUUGUCUACUGUAUUAUACUGAUUCUCUUGCACUCCAGUAUAGUACGACCACACAAGAAAGACAUUGAUCACGUGGCAGUACCACGUGCCCGUCAGCUGAUUGUUUUGUCACACCCCAGGAGUGGGUCAUCACUGACCGGUGAUAUCCUGCAGCACGCUGUCCAGUCGUUCUACGUAUUUGAGCCACUACACGCAUUAGAGAAUAUGUUGUCCAAGAAUGUUACGUCAGUGAAACUUGUUAACGGGAACACUGUAGCGAUUUCGCACGCCAGCUUUAUUGCAAGGUCUAUGGAUAUCCUUGAAGCCUACAUGACGUGUGACUUCCGGUCACUAGACCACGUGACACUCACUGACGGAUUACAGCUGAUGAGCCACAAGUACAUACCCUUUUUAACUUGUGUUGAGGACAAAACCAACAACACGGUAUACAUGAACAAUGCUGUAUCCUUGUGUCUGAGACUAUUGGAGAGGGCGUGUCAGGACUCGAGGUUUAUUGUGAUAAAAACAGUAAGAGUAGCCAUGGUAGACCUGCUCAGUCUAAUAACUAAAUACCCCUCCUUAGGUAUACUGCAUCUGAUACGGGACCCCAGAGCAGUGCUGUACUCAAAAAGCAAGUUCGGUGUUGAUCUACAGAGAAACACACAUUUAAAAGCGCGUUCCGAGUGUAAAUCCCUUAUGCGCGACAUGGAUACAGCUUUGAGACUAAGAGUUAUCUUCCCUUCCAGAGUGAACUCCUUAUACUAUGAGACCUUGGUCACGAGACCAUUAGAAACGUCGGAAGCAUUAUACAAUGGAUAUAGGUUAACUUACACGGACCAGAUACGGUACCAUAUUGACAGGAUCACACGGGCUGGCGGGAAAACUCAGUGCUCCAGGUUUAAUGGAUUGUGUCUGGAAAGCACCAAUUCCUCUCAAAAUGUAAAUACCUGGAAAAGACAGCUCAGCAGAAAGAUUAUAAAUAUUAUAGAUGUAAAUUGUAAGUCUUUGUAUAAUAGAACAAACUAUUUCUAUAGUCGUAUGACAUUGAAGAGAAACUGAUUCCUCUAUAAUGGCUUGGAUUGAGGGUGUGUUAUUUCCGUUCUCAGGGCAAAAAGACUUAUAGAAGAGCUUUUUUAAUAUUUAAUGUAAAAACAUUGUGUUUUAAUA